Nicrophorus vespilloides is the source of this 1269-nucleotide messenger RNA. RefSeq lists its product as uncharacterized. Lineage: Eukaryota; Metazoa; Arthropoda; Insecta; Coleoptera; Silphidae. Gene Ontology annotation, molecular function: heme binding; heme transmembrane transporter activity. Gene Ontology annotation, biological process: transmembrane transport; heme export. The record is from RefSeq and is a predicted model, not a curated record. Gene Ontology annotation, cellular component: membrane.
CUUGGCGUUGCCAUUGGUUUUUUGUUGCCUCCGAUGUUGGUGAAGAUUGAAACGAGCGUUGAGGAAACCACCAAGGAUCUGUACGUGAUGUUUAUAGCGAUGGCCAUAUUUACAACAGUGCUGCUAAUUCUUAUUUUGAUAUUUUUCAAAGACGGACCGCCAACUCCACCGUCAUUUGCCCAAGUUCAAACAACUCAAGAUGAUGGAGAGAGUGAAAGUUUCCUGAUUUCCGUAAAGAAGUUAAUGAUGAAUUCAUCUUACGUCCUCUUGCUGGCGGCUUACGGAAUCAAUGUAGGAGUAUUCUACGCAAUUUCGACUCUUCUCAGUCAAAUCAUUACACAGCAUUACGAGGGAGCUUUGGAGGACGCCGGUAGAAUAGGUCUAGUCAUUGUCUGUGCCGGAAUGGUCGGUUCGGUCGUAUGCGGCAUCGUUUUGGACAAGUUUCACAAAUUCAAAGAAACAACCUUAGUUGUCUAUGCAUUUUCUCUAGUUGGCAUGGUGAUUUUUACCUUCACUUUGGACAAAGGGAUUGCUGUUGUAUACGUUACAGCGGCUUUGUUAGGGUUCUUCAUGACUGGUUUGCUUCCGGUCGGGUUCGAAUUAGCAGCUGAAUUGACUUACCCGGAACCGGAAGGAACAUCUGCUGGAUUACUCAACGCCGGCUCGCAAUUGUUCGGCAUCAUAUUCACUAUUGUAUAUUCGGAAUUGUUUUACAGUCUUGGAGAUGUUUGGUCGAAUGUAGUUAUGUCCGCGAUGCUUCUUUUGGGAACUAUUUUGACUGCAUGCAUACACUCCGAUCUAAGGAGGCAGGCUGCUCAGAUGUCCGAGAAGAAAUAAGGGAAACGCUUAUUAUAUUGAUACCGUUCGAUGAGGAAGUUAGUUUUUUUUAGCUUAUCUACAAAAGGAAAAGAAAUAUGAUACAAAAGCAUUCUUCUAUUAUACUGGUAACGAAGAUAUGACUGUGAGUUUGACAAAUAAUAGAUUUAAGAUUAUUUUUAUUUUUAUUUAUUUGAUAAAAUAUAUGAUAUAUAUUAUAAAUAAGGAAAAAUUCAAUGUGCCAAGAAAUGACAAUACUUCGUACACUAUGGUUGAUAAAGUAAGAUAUAUAUAUAUAUAUACAAAAUAUUUAUAUGUCGAUGGAUUAAGUCAUAUUUUUAGCGUGAUUUAUUAAGCCCUUAUAUUUUGGGGAUUUAUACAUACAGUAUGUCAUCUUCUAUCAGACUUUGCAAUAUGAGUUAAUUAAUUUAAAUUUUUUGUUGGUACGUAAUU